AUGUAUUCGACACAGUUACUCGCCUCCUUUGAAAAUAACCUAUCUUGUCAUAUAGCUAUUCAUGGAAGAUUAAAUGGAUCAUCCUGCUCCAGCCUGCCUGGCUUCGUUCCUGCUCGCUUGCAACAAACACCUGCCUCUGGUCGAGGUAACAUCGGGCAUACCAGUUCUGGCCGGCCACCAUCUUUACCAUCCGGUUACUCGCCUGCUUUUCGUCCCGCCUGUCUCCUUCCACCACUGCACAAGCCUCCGCCUUCAUGUAUAGCUAAUCUCCCUCUGCACUUAUCUCAACCAAUUACCGCUAGCUCCAAGGAGCAGCUCCCCUCUGAUACCAAGGUCACAUUGGAAUCUCAAUUAGCUUCAACGUCCGUCGCCCGAUCAGGACCAAGAUCUGAAAGCAUUAUUGAGAAGAGCGUCAUAGAAGAAUUGCGCCGAUUGCGCUCUCAAGGUAAAAUUUAUCGAGUAUGUGUUUAUUUAAUUAUGCCGUUAUUUCCCUCUGGAAGGACUUAG
This is a messenger RNA of Protopolystoma xenopodis, 507 nucleotides long. Lineage: Eukaryota; Metazoa; Platyhelminthes; Monogenea; Polystomatidea; Polystomatidae. The record is from the annotation of a GenBank genome assembly.